AGGACCUGAAACAUGACAAAAUAGCACAACCCGGCAUAAAAUAGGCCAAAAACACACAACUAUGCCCCUCAAACGGAUAAGAACUAGGGGCGCAAAUACGUGCAAUUACAUCAUUAUCACUCACCAAGCUCAACGAUCUAGUGGGUGUUAAUUGCAAGACGAUGUACACCCGCCUAGCUCAGCCUGGCCAGCGUCCCUUCGUUGCAGGUGGAUGAAGGCCAGCACCCUGCAGCUCGAUAACCGUAUUCUCCACCACAUGCUGGCGAAGUCCUACACUCCAGCUGGGGACAGUGCCAGCACCCCUCACCAAGAGAUCCAUGUACUUCAUCUAGUCCAUCCGCACGGUGGACCAUCCUCUCCACCUGGGUUCUGUGGUGGCCGGGACCCUGGACAAGAGUGCUACACAACUGGGGAAAGUCCACUGCACUCCCUUCAUCACCCGCCUGGCCACCUACUUCCAGAUCCCACUGCAGGGUUGCACAGAGUAGGGGGCACUAGUGUUUUCAGAGAAGACACGAUCAAGAAUAUGCACCUACUGCGAGUCGAGCGUGGCGUCAAUUGGAUCGAGGGGUUUCCUGCUCCUCAAAUCCCAGCGGAGGACUAGCCGGAUGUUCCUGCGGAUGAGGCCACUGAGGAUGCUCACCCCGAGGCUGUGGAUGAUGCUUGUAUUGGUUGGAAUCUAUAUAGGUGUGCUUGGGGCCUAGUCCGCUGUCCAAAUCUCGAGAUUAGAGGGCCCCAAGUAUCAUUGUUUGCAUGAUAAUAUUGGCACUGUGAUUUGAUUGGUGAAUCGAAUGGUUUUCGGAUUAUUGCAUGACAACUUGAUUAUAACUAGGACAACCUAUGAUGAUGACUGAGACGUGCGGUAGAAUUGUGUAGGAGUUCAAAUUUUCAACUGUUUGCUUACCAACUGUGACUUGGAUUGAUCACUUGUUCUUGCUAGUCGUUUAUGCAUCUAGUUCAGGGAAUCAGAAUGAGAGAUAGAGCAUAUAGGUAGCCAUGUCAGAUGUGAGCCUGGUCGUUUCUUUCUUGUGCGAUAGUUCCCUCUUCCAUGAUGUGUAGCAUUCACGUUGUCACUAGCUAAGAUGAUUGAGGUACAGGAUUAGCCCACGAUCAAAUUGACUAUCCUCGUGUGUCAUACCCCCUAGUCAGCCCCUUUGAGCCGUGUACUUUUCUUUCUUUCGGUCUACAAUGGAAAAUCACCCUUUUGCAUCUCUUAGAAGGUUCCACGGAGUGGUUUUUACAUGUUCUCUGCUGUUUCUGCUAAAUAUAAUGUGAGGGUUGGAGGUCGUUCUUAAAAAGAUGGACAUGUGUUUUAAAAAAUGUGCAUAGGUGGUGGUUCUCUCAAGAAAUGAAAAAAAGGGGGAAAAAAUGAGGAAUGAAAGCAGAAGAGAGCCACCACCAAAAAUCUGAAUAGUGCCCAUUAAGUAGUGUUUGUUAGCAGUCUGGCUUGGAAAUACUAACAUUUAUGUGACCUCUUUCGCUCUUGUGCUCUAGAGAAUUUGAGUAAUGCAGAAUGGCAGAAAGAAAGUACUGGUUUGAUUGGUUGUGAACGUGAUGGGUUUGGAAUUGUGGAACCUUGUGCUAUGAAUACUUCCACCAUCUAAAAGGGAUUUUCCCCAUGUCCAAGACCCUAGCCAGUCAUCCGAACCUGUGUCUAAGACCUCCGGAUUUGAUAGUGUUGACACCCCAUAUGUGAACUCUAACAUUUAGAGGUUGCCGUCAUGGUGAAGAGACGUUAGGGAUUGAGAGAAUAAGCAUGCGCAUUUUUCGCAUCAAUUGUCCUGACCCCACUGGUCGAGAGUGAGCGAUUCAUUUUCUCAUAUUCUCUAUACUCUUUUACCCCGUCGAGGACCUAGAUUGCUCGGUCUCAAUUCUGAUAUCUUGAGUUUUGUGCAUGAGGUAACUGUCUUGAGUAAGUGGUUGAGUUAAGUCUAUGUUGGUUGAUGAACAGAAGGGAGACUCCUCCUUUACUCGAUUUUGCUGCACUCGAAUGUCCUCUGUGGUGGUUGUCCAGGUUGCUGUUGAAGUUGUUCAUGUGUUGAUGUUUCAAAGCCAGUACGAUUCACGUGUUCUGUGCCUAUAUGAAUUGUCCCCAAUGUUGGUAUGAUUGAAAUAUGUUGAGCUUACCUUGUAUCUGACUUGGUUUGCUUGGGGACAAGCAAACGGUUAAGUGUGGGGGAAUUUGAUGACUUGAUAUAUACACAUGUUUUUGUCCACCAUUCUUACACCGUUUGAGUCUUAUUUCUCGUGUUGUAGGCCGAUUUCACGCUAGGUUGUUCUUGUUUGUGAUAUUUCAGGUCCUAGUACGUGAAUGAAGGAUUGUAAACGUG
This is a messenger RNA of Linum trigynum, 2330 nucleotides long. The record is from the annotation of a GenBank genome assembly. NCBI's taxonomy places the organism in Eukaryota, Viridiplantae, Streptophyta, Magnoliopsida, Malpighiales, Linaceae.